AAAGGAUUGUGGGUAUACAAAAUGGCGACCUCUGUAAUGUCCUAUAAUGCGUAGCUGCCCACAACUCUUAUUUAACUAAGCCGACUCUCGGGUUUUUUUCCCCCACGCAGUACACUGUCACCAUGAAGCUAUCUUAUAUCGUGAGGCGGGCGCUCACCUUCAGCCAUCGCUUCAGUAUCGUCGCGAGCAAAAACGCCGGCUUCGGCGUUUCGCCUCGAGCGGGUCUCCGGGUGAUGAGGUACAGCCAGGCGGCGCUUGACGCGCCGGUCCAGCUAGCGUGCUACCGCUUGGACCACAGGGCGCUAGUCCGGGUCCAGGGAGCCGAAGUUAGCGCCUUUCUUCAGGGGCUGGUUACCAACGACGUGUACAAGUUGGAGGAGGCCGCCGUCGGGGCCAUGUACACUCAUAUGCUCAACGUACAAGGGAGAACGCUCUACGACAUAGUGAUGUAUAGGGCACCGGGAAGUGGCGUCCUCCUGGAGUGCGACAGCACCAUGACGGAUUCGCUUCUGAGACACCUGAAAGUCUACAAGAUCCGCAGGAAGAUCGACAUUAAUUCGUGUCCAGACCUUUUCGUGUGGGCCGUGCUGCCCUUGCAACAAAAUUGCAGCCAACGUUUCGGAAAGCCCGAGCUCUCCUCGCCAGAAAAGGCCGUUGUGUGGGAGACGGACCCUCGGACACGGGACAUGGGCUGGAGAUUGGUUCUGGAAAGUCAAGUGGACCCCCUAGAUGUGAUCCCGUCAUGUCAGAAAGGAGACACGGAGGAGUACAACAAGCAUCGCUAUUCCAUAGGACUUCCAGAGGGAGUGAAAGACCUUCCUCCAGGGGUGGCGCUACCACUGGAAUCCAACUUAGUCUACAUGCAAGGCAUCAGUUUCAGCAAGGGCUGCUACAUCGGCCAGGAGCUGACAGCCAGGACUCAUCACACCGGCGUGAUCCGCAAGCGUCUCAUGCCAGUGCGCUCGUCGGCGCCCAUCCAAGGCCUGGAGGAGGACGCCGGGCUACAAACGCAGUCGGGCAAGCCGGCCGGGAAGCACCGCGCGGGACUGGGACAUCGGGGCCUAAGCCUGAUCCGCCUGGCUCACGCUAAGGAGGUGUUGACGGUCAAAUGCGCCGACAGCACCCAAGUGACGCUCGAGGCCUCUGUGCCCGACUGGUGGCCUGAAGAUGAGAAAAGCGACUCGCAAGCUUCCACGUGACUUGCAUGAAUGCUGCUGACACAUUUCAAAUGGAAGCCUCAAGUGCUGUUUUAAGGUCACAACUUUAUUAUUAUUUAUUUUUAAAGGGCAAAUGAUGAGAUUGACACGUGCAAUUCACAGCGACAAGCCAAUCAUGUCAUGAAACGUCAAGAGUUUUAAUUAAAUGGUGUAUGAAAUAAUAUUUCAUAAGUAUCAAAGUGCCUUCAAAUGUUUUCGUUUGCAUUCAAGCUCUAUCCAAGAUGCCUAACUAUACAUAAAUAAAGUUGAAAAACAACGCAAGGCCAUUGAGGUUUCAGAAGCAACGAAAUAGGAUUCUAUGUUUUGCUGACAUUUAAACAACCAAGGACGCCUUCUGCUAGCUACCACCUACAUCUGAAUUUUGCUUAUUACCACUCACACUGGACCAAGAUCCACUAUUUUCAAGCAAUAGCUGGGUCACCCUGAAGAACUACCAUCUAAAGGUAAGUAGAAGUGAAGUGCUACCUUCACAGUUGAAAAUAGAAUCUAUGCUUUUACUGUUUUCAUGGAUAUCAGCUUGGUUUAGACUCCGGGGCUCAAAAAGUAGUCA
This is a messenger RNA of Syngnathus typhle (broad-nosed pipefish), 1767 nucleotides long. RefSeq names its product iron-sulfur cluster assembly factor IBA57 (gene iba57). Lineage: Eukaryota; Metazoa; Chordata; Actinopteri; Syngnathiformes; Syngnathidae. The coding region runs from base 123 to 1199 and encodes 358 amino acids. The transcript is spliced from 3 exons. Gene Ontology annotation, molecular function: protein binding. The record is from RefSeq and is a predicted model, not a curated record. Gene Ontology annotation, cellular component: mitochondrial matrix.